UUACACAAGGGAGGGAGGGGCGUGCCUGACUGGGAUUGGUGCAGAGUGGGGAGGGACGGGCCGCUUGGUCCCUCCUUGGCCUCUCUGGGAGUCUGCAUAAAGUCGCAGCUUGUCCAGAGACCCAGCUCAACCCUGCUGAAGCCAGUCUGAGAAGACCAGCACCAGCCACAGCACCAGCACUAUGCCUAUGAUACUGGGAUACUGGAAUGUCCGCGGUCUGAUUCACCCCAUCCGCAUGCUCCUGGAGUACACAGACUCAAGCUAUGAGGAGAAGAGAUACACCAUGGGGGACGCUCCUGACUUUGACAGAAGCCAGUGGCUGAAUGAGAAGUUCAAGUUGGGCCUGGACUUUCCCAAUCUGCCCUACUUAAUUGAUGGGUCACACAAGAUCACCCAGAGCAAUGCCAUCCUGCGCUACCUUGCCCGCAAGAACAACCUGUGUGGAGAGACAGAGGAGGAGAGGAUUCGUGCCGACAUCGUGGAGAACCAGGUUAUGGACAACCGCAUGCAGCUCAUCAUGCUCUGUUACAACCCAGACUUUGAGAAGCAGAAACCAGAGUUCUUGAAGACCAUCCCCGAGAAGAUGAAGCUCUACUCUGAGUUCCUGGGCAAGCGGCCAUGGUUUGCAGGGGACAAGAUCACCUAUGUGGAUUUCCUUGCUUACGAUAUCCUUGACCAGCACCGUAUAUUUGAGCCCAAGUGCUUGGAUGCCUUCCCAAACCUGAAGGACUUCUUGGCUCGCUUUGAGGGCCUGAAGAAGAUCUCUGCCUACAUGAAGACCAGCCGCUUCAUCUCAACACCUAUAUUUUCAAAGAUGGCCCACUGGAGUAACAAGUAGGCCCCUGCUACACUGGCUUUCCUAAGGAGUGCCAGUCCACACUGGAGAUCCUCCAGGCCCUGAGGACAGCCGGCCUUCUGCCCUGCAGCCUCCCUGAUCUCACUUCCUUCUCCUUCCCACCGCCUUCUCCAGCUUUUCAGUCUCCUCAGCUCAAACCCUGGUCAAGCCCAUGCAGUCUUCAUCUCCCCACUUCCUUUCAUCAAGACCCCUUCCUCAUUUGUGCCCCAACCCAACCACACAGUCCUCUUCCAUGACCUGAUGUCUGCCCUGAACUCUGCUCCCUAGGAUUACCCUAAAGGUCAAUACUGUCUCAAGUUCCCCAGUGGGGGGGCUGCCCCAGGCCUUCUCAUCGCCAAUAAAGCCUGAAACACACUA
Messenger RNA from Peromyscus californicus insignis, 1213 nucleotides. Its product is annotated as glutathione S-transferase Mu 1. The transcript is spliced from 8 exons. NCBI's taxonomy places the organism in Eukaryota, Metazoa, Chordata, Mammalia, Rodentia, Cricetidae. Gene Ontology annotation, biological process: glutathione metabolic process. Bases 182 to 838 code for a protein of 218 amino acids. The record is from RefSeq and is a predicted model, not a curated record. Gene Ontology annotation, molecular function: glutathione transferase activity.